Molecule: messenger RNA, 2695 nt
Organism: Eleginops maclovinus (Patagonian blennie)
Lineage: Eukaryota; Metazoa; Chordata; Actinopteri; Perciformes; Eleginopidae
Gene: gng12b
Product: guanine nucleotide binding protein (G protein), gamma 12b
Exons: 3
Coding region: 256-474 (72 amino acids)
Biological process (GO): G protein-coupled receptor signaling pathway
Cellular component (GO): heterotrimeric G-protein complex
Molecular function (GO): G-protein beta-subunit binding
Source: RefSeq, a predicted model, not a curated record
CAGGGGAAAGAAAGGUGUACAGUGGAGUGUGUGGAGCCAAGAAAAAGACACAGCCGGUGACUCAGCGGCUCGGAACCCUCAUCUCCUGUUUUUAUCCGCCGCACAAACACCAACUCCUCCUGGGUUUCUUUUCAUGUCGGCUGACUUCACACAGUUCAAGUGUUCUAAGCUUUUUUGCUUUUGUGAUCACAUCAACUCUAGCAACAGUUGCAAAAGGAUUUACAGAGGUUUGAGCACGGCUGUCCAAAGGCUGCGAUGUCUUCAAAAAUGCAGAGCUCCAGCAGCAUGGCCCAGGCCAGGCGGAUGGUGCAGCAGCUGAGGCUGGAGGCCAGCUUUGAGAGGAUAAAGGUGUCCAAGGCUUCAUCUGACCUGAUGCGUUACUGUGGAGAACAUGCCAAGAACGACCCACUGCUCAUGGGCAUCCCCACCUCAGAAAACCCUUUCAAGGACAAGAAGCCUUGCACAGUUUUGUAAAAAAACUUUCUUUGCCUUCCUUUUGAUUCUUAUGAGGUAGAAAAUAUGUUCCGUAGAUUCACAACUUAUCCUAAGGCCAGUGUCCCCCCCACCCUCUUCCCAUUCCUGCUGUAGUUUGAAGAAUGUAGUCCUGCCUUGCAGUCAAAUGACAGUUUCAGCCAAGAGCAGGCAGCAGUCUGAAGCUGUGGCAUUGGAUGACAGAGUUCCUGCCUCUCUAAUUAUCACAGCGUGCAGAAACAAGCCCCCUCAAUCAUUGGACCAAUCAGAUUUAGCCUUUCAGCUUUCACCUCUGACUCCAGCUUUCUUCAGGAAACAUUUGUGUAGGUUGUGUGCUGCUGAUAAUAGCAGCCCAGAUAAUGAUAUCCUGUCACCGGACCAGCAAUCCGUGCUGUCCAUCACAUGAGGUGAAGUGGAGGUCCAGGGCCCAGAUGCACAUUUCCUGUUUAGUUUUUCUCAUGUUGUCACAAUCAUAAUAAUAAUAAUAGAGUUUGAAAUGAAAUGUUCCCUGUUCCCUUCAAGCACAGUCAGAGCAACCACAUUGUUGACAUGCAUAAUUUAACAGUUCACUUAAAAUGUAGAUUUUAUGACUUUAUUUUUUACAUGAGAGCAACCCGUCCAGGUACUUUCCAUCAACGUCAUGGCCCCGCCUCUUGGGAUGAAAAUAUCACAGAUUCUGAGGUUUUCAGCAAUAACAUUAAAAACAAUAAGAAUACUGUGCAUUAUUUAGCUAGGAGAAGCCCAACAAUUCCAUAAUGUGUAUGUCCUCGUAGGACGAGUGGAUUUCUUUGGCUUCAGCAUUUUAAUGUAGCAUCUUCAUAUACUACUUUGACGAUACAGUUAACCUCAUUAGCAUCAUAAUGUAGCUUUGACGAAGUGUUUCCCACAGACUACUGACACAGUCCCAUUGGCUGGGAUUUCCAUCCUCUCUCUGGCCUGAAGACACCAAUCUCUUAUUUCUUUCCAUUAUUUUCUUUGUAAAAGUACAGCAAAUCUGAAAUGUUGAUGUUUUUUCUUGUUUGCCUUGCAAUACAUGACACAGCAGCUUUCAGGCAUGAUAAAACGAUUUUAUCCGCUUGGCGCUGAUUCUUCGUUUUCACCAGAAAGGGGGCGGGGCCAUCGUUAUGCCAGGCAGUAACAUGGGCCUGCUCUCAUCUAUUAAGAAUUGUUUUUGCCAGUGCCAGGGUAAAGUAACUGUAUGUAGUCCUUUCUGCCAUUCCCAUUAUACUCCAGACUUUCAAUAACUACUUGUCCUACUCUUGAGAAAACAGUCUAAGUGUUUUCUCUAUUAUUUUCUUUGUAUUGGCCUUUAUGAAAGAAAAAUGAAUAUAAAACUCAGUCCAACUAUCUGUAAUAUUUAAAUGUGUAAAGCUAAAAUGCCAGUAAGAACUUUUGAGAUCAUUGUACAUUGUUCAUGACCCUCUUUAAGAGGUACUCCUUGAAUUAGACAUUUUAUUAUGAGGCCAUCAUUGCUGGAAAAAAGACCAAUCUGUGCCAUCUUGUCAGAUAUAAAUAUAUAUAUAGAAACUUUUCUAAGGUCAGUAUGUUCUAUCUGCAGAGCUGAGGCUUGUUGCUCUAUUAUUCAGGCACUUAGAGACCUGCUGUACUCUUGAGCUGAAAAACAUUCCAUGUUCACAAGUGCUUUACUUUUUAUUUUGAUUAGAUUUUAUUUUAUGAGAGGACUUAUUACUGACAGUGUGCAGCUGUGACUGUGAUGUGUGUUUUGGUGCUGAAGCAAAAAUAUAAGCAGCUAAUUAAACUACAAUUUCACCAGCCAGGGACUUGAUAAUGAAACUACCUUUGAGUCACAUAAGUGCUGUUGUCUAAUACUGUGAACAGGGAGUAGGGAGUAUAUGUUAUCAUGACAUUUUAUUACAGAAUGACUCAUGUUCAAUAAAUAAUUUAGAUAUACAGUAUAUCCCAUACAUCCAUAACUAUUGUGGCGCAGUGUGUAUGAGCCACAGUAUGUGCUUUUUAAAGUUGUUAAAGUACUGAUUUUACAGAUUCAUUCCUAAAGCAUCCUUACAUUCAAAUGUUUUGACGUUUAACUUUUUGAUUUAAAACUAAACAUGUUUUUUUUAAUGGUGUAUUUUAUAGAUUUUUACUGGUGAAUAGGAAUGUGUGUUUUAAGUGGAGCAACAAUAUUACACUAUGUGUGGUUUCUCACAUUGUGUGUCUGCCUUUACCUGUCUGUGCUAACUGUCAAUAAAGCUAUGGAAAACAA